This is a messenger RNA of Pantherophis guttatus, 2144 nucleotides long. It is a transcript of the gene PLD5, whose product is annotated as phospholipase D family member 5. NCBI's taxonomy places the organism in Eukaryota, Metazoa, Chordata, Lepidosauria, Squamata, Colubridae. Gene Ontology annotation, molecular function: catalytic activity. The record is from RefSeq and is a predicted model, not a curated record.
AAAACUAUUCCAUUUUCUGGCUUAGUUAGAGAAAUCAUGGAUUUGAGAGCAGCCCAUGUAUGAGGUCAUAGGUUAUUUACAAGUCAGGAUUUGGAUAGGUUGCAAACAUUUGUGUAAUCACGUAGACUGCAUAGUCAGUUUUUAGAUGAAGCUUCAACACUGUAUUUUUAUACAGGAAGGAGAUACACAGGCAUCUUUUAAAAACAAGCAUCCCUAACUAUGCUGUGUAAACAAGAUUUCUGUUGCAAGCUCUACUUUUUAUAUUCUGAUUGGCUGAUGAAUUUUAAAGCAAUAUGACUAGCAAUUGAAUGACUGAAAUGUAAGCUGCAUGGAUACAUUUUCCACACAUCUCUGUGCUUCUUAUAUCUCUGGCUCCUGUGAAUAGUACUGCGGCCACAGCUCAUUUGAUACUGCUGCAAUUUACAAAAUCAGAAUGUCAUUUCUGGAAUUCCAUGGACUCUGCUAUGAUCUGGGAGAGAGAGAAAUGGCUGAGACUGCUUCCCCAGGAUUUCUUUGGAUGGAUCAUUCUGAUGGAAGGAAUUAAGGCUGAGUCUAUGGAUCCUAAUACUUUUUUACUCAGUCCCAGCAAAAAUGCAUCGUGAUUUUUGCACUGGUUUGCUGCUUUGCAAUUCUGGUUGCACUAAUAUUUUCAGCUGUGGAUAUUGUGGGAGAAGAUGAAUAUGGACUCACAGAAAAAAACUGUCAAAAUAACUGUCGGUAAGAGAGUUGUUCUUGUGGAAAAUAUUCCUGAAGGCAUAAACUAUUCAGACAGUGCACCAUCCCAUUUGUCUCUUUUCCAGGGGUGGAUGAAUUUACUUAAUAUGGCUAAAGCAUCGGUUGACAUAGUAUCUUCCCAAUGGAACCUUAGUCACAGUCAUUCAACUCCAUGGCAGGGGCAGCAAAUUUUUGAAAAAUUGGAAGAAUUAUUGUCCCAAAAUAUUGAAAUCAAAUUAGUGAGUGAUAUUCUUCACAAGAAGUCCAAAUUAUUAAAUGACUUGGAAAAAAAGGGUGCAGAAGUGAUAUAUGUAAAUUUAACUGCUUAUAAUGAUGGUCAUUUGCAGUCAUCAUUCUGGAUUGUGGAUAAGCAACAUGUGUACAUUGGAAGUGCCAAUUUAGAUUGGAGUUCACUGGGGCAGAUGAAGGAGCUUGGCAUCAUCGUAUACAACUGCAGUUGCCUGGUUUUAGAUUUACAAAGGAUAUUUGCCUUGUACAGUUCCUUGAAAUCCAAGAGCAAAGUUCCCCCCACUUGGUCUAAAAGACUGUAUGCAGUGUAUGGCACUAAAAAUAAACUGCUUCUUAAGUUGAAUGAAACCAAGUCAGAAAUCUUUGUCUCAAAUUCUCCAAAGCUCCUAUGCCCUAAAGACAGGACUUUGGAUACUGAUGCAAUCUAUAAUGUGGUAGAUAAUGCUGAACAGUUUAUAUAUAUAGCUGUUAUGGACUAUCUGCCUAUUGUUAAUAUAAUAAAUAAGACAAGGUAUUGGCCUUUUUUGGAUGGAAAGAUCAGAGAAGCACUGAUUCUACGCAAUAUUAAAGUGCGACUCCUUAUAAGUUUAUCCAAAGAAACAAAUCCCCUCACUUUUAACUUUAUUUCAUCUCUUAAAGCAAUUUGCACUGAUGUUUCUAACUGUAGUUUAAAAGUUAAAUUCUUUGAUCUUGAAUCAGAAAGUGCAUGUUUUAUUAAGGAGCCAAAAAAUUCUUCUCUUCUCAAGCUAAAUCGCAAUAAAUAUGUGGUGACUGAAAGAGCUGCUUAUAUUGGUAAUUUUGACUGGGUUGGGACCUAUUUUAAUCAGAAUGCUGGAGCUGGUCUUGUCAUCAACCAUGCAGACACAGGGAACAAAACCAGCAUAAUUAAGCAACUUAAAGCUGUGUUUGAAAGGGACUGGUAUUCACAUUAUGCUAAAAGUUCAACAGCAAAGAUUUCAAACUGUCUAAUCUACAAACACAGCAAAGCAGCAGCCAAUAAGUCUGCCAUAAGCAAUAUGAACUGACGCCCCUUGUACUGUUCAGUAUCACAGCCAAGGGAGAAAUAGAGUAGGACUGAUGCUGACUCCCACUUUCUUAUUUAUGGACAAUAGACUUUUUUAAAAAUUAAAAAAAAUUUAUAGUAAAAAAGCACACUUACAUAAAAUGUUCUUUAAACUAUA